Messenger RNA from Solenopsis invicta (red fire ant), 983 nucleotides. It is a transcript of the gene SkpA, whose product is annotated as S-phase kinase-associated protein 1. The coding region runs from base 238 to 726 and encodes 162 amino acids. Gene Ontology annotation, cellular component: cytoplasm; nucleus. Gene Ontology annotation, molecular function: cullin family protein binding. The transcript has 3 exons. The record is from RefSeq and is a predicted model, not a curated record. Gene Ontology annotation, biological process: SCF-dependent proteasomal ubiquitin-dependent protein catabolic process. Lineage: Eukaryota; Metazoa; Arthropoda; Insecta; Hymenoptera; Formicidae.
ACAACCACUCUGUAACGUCCCGCGUCCCAUGUCUCAUGCUUCACUCUUUCGUCGUCAACAAUCAGAAGAAGUAAGAGCGCACCUGUGUAUGCUAAGGGUUGCCGUACAGUGACGUGAUCGAGCGGCAUUGAGGAAAAAGGAUCAGCGAAAGAACGCGGUGCAGAAGGAAACACGUGAAUUCGUGCGAAGAAACAACGCUUGCUUCUGAAUCUCGCGUCUCGUCUUGAGAUCAAAAAGAUGCCUAAUAUUAAGCUACAGAGCUCCGAUGGUGAGGUGUUUGAGGUUGAUGUUGAGAUCGCUAAAUGUUCGGUAACCAUCAAGACUAUGUUGGAGGAUCUUGGCAUGGACGAGGAUGAAGAGGAGGUUGUGCCCUUGCCGAAUGUUAAUUCGGCAAUCUUGAGAAAGGUUAUACAGUGGGCCACCUAUCAUAAGGAUGAUCCGCCACCACCAGAGGAUGACGAGAACAAAGAGAAGCGUACCGAUGAUAUUAGUUCUUGGGAUGCGGACUUUUUGAAGGUGGAUCAAGGCACUCUCUUCGAACUGAUCUUGGCAGCUAACUACCUCGAUAUUAAAGGACUUUUGGAUGUCACAUGCAAAACCGUCGCUAAUAUGAUCAAAGGCAAGACGCCCGAAGAGAUUCGUAAGACAUUUAACAUCAAGAAUGAUUUUACGGCUUCUGAGGAAGAACAAGUACGCAAGGAGAAUGAAUGGUGCGAGGAGAAAUAGAUGAGAACGCGAUUUCUUAAAGUCGCGAAAAGUCUUUUAAAUGUUAAAUAAUUCAUCUUUGCGUUACUAGAAUGUCGAACUUAAACAGAGCUCCUUGCAAUUACUUUAAUAAAUUUUUCACCCAGUGGCGCAAUUUUUUUUUUCAAAGAAUAAAAUUAACUGUGUAUCAAAAUCAAAUAAGUAUGCAAAUAAUUAUGCGAAUAUGUAUCACGUAGGUCCAUUGUUAUUUAUUUCAAAUAAAAAUAGAAUAAUGUAAA